AUGGGAGAACCGCUCAGAUUCCCCCGCCCCCCCGAUGACUCCCCCCUUCGAGGCUCCGAGUGGAAAAUACCACGGCUAUAUUCAGUCACAAUUGCAUUUGUAAAGACAAACAGACCGGCAACAUCUCUCUAUAUCCUUCUGAACAGCCCGGAGAAUCGUGCUAAAUACGAUGCGCUCUUUGAUUCUAUACAUCCUCCGACGACCGAAGCAGAGGCAGUAGACCGAGCAGGCGGAUACUUUUAUACUCACUGGCAUAAAUGCGAAGUUCAAAGAGAUUGGGUUCAGAACACGAUGACGACUAGCCUUGCCUUUGGGCUGCUAAAGAGGACCGCAGAGAUUAUCCGGUUAGCUGAGGAACAAAUUAACCAAAAUCCUUUUAAUCUCGAGGAGGGAUUUCUAGAGGGGGAGAGAAAAACGCUUCAGUGGGUUAAGGAGGAGUUUGAAGAUGAGAAUGGAGUUGAAUAA
Molecule: messenger RNA, 465 nt
Organism: Venustampulla echinocandica
Lineage: Eukaryota; Fungi; Ascomycota; Leotiomycetes; Helotiales; Pleuroascaceae
Exons: 2
Coding region: 1-465 (154 amino acids)
Source: RefSeq, a predicted model, not a curated record